AUGGUACAUCAAGAUACUUACUGGUCUCAACUCUCUGCCUCCAUGGUCGAUAAGAUUGUCGGUCAAGAAUUCCAAUUACUGGAAGUCCUUGGCCACGGUGCUUACGGCUGUCUCUUCUUGGGACAAUCCCUCAAGAACAACUCUUAUGUCGCUGUCAAGGUCUUGACAAAGUCUGGACUCGAUCUCCAACAACUGCAACUUCAGCAACUCGAAAUUGACAUUCAAACAUCUCUUAAACAUCCCAACCUCUUGGCUCUUCAUCGUGUCAUUCAAGAUGCUGAUUACAUUUACAUGGUGAUGGAACUCUGUGAUCAAGGCGACCUCUUUGAUUACGUUAUCCGUGAUCAAGAUGAAAACUCUAUUCGUGAAGAACACAUUGUCAAGAAGCUCUUUUGUCAGAUCUUGGAUGGUGUCGAAAGCAUGCACGCUAACGGUGUCUAUCAUCGUGAUCUCAAGCUUGAAAACAUCCUCCUCAAGUGCGAAGAUGAUGAAGAUGAGGAAGAUGUCACUUGCAAGGUUGCUGAUUUUGGUUUGGCCACUCGUGAACGCUAUUCUAUGGAGUUUGGCUGUGGUUCUACUUCUUAUCUCGCUCCUGAGCAUUUCGAUGAUGACAAGCAAGCUGAAUUGAUCCCUUACGAUGCAGCUGCUUCUGAUUCUUGGUCUCUGGGUGUUCUCUUGUUGGCAUUGAUGUUUGGUCGUAACCCUUGGCAAGAGGCUUCUUCUGCUGACCCUGCUUUCAGUGAGUUCAAGCGUGCCCCCUCCAUGCUCAAGGAACAGUUAUUUCCCGAGUUAUCUACUGCUACUUAUCGUCUUUUGGAAUCUAUCUUGGCUAUUGAUGGCGCUGACAGACCCUCUGUCUCUGAAAUCAAGGAACAAUUUUUAGCUAUUGAUCGUCUCUAUGUGGAUGAUGAAGACGACUAUUAUGUUGAUGACAGCAAGAAGGAAUCGCCUGUUUCUAUUCCUACUGCUUCUACCAAACAUUCUGACAUCACCUCAUUCGACUCUGCUUUCUUUAGCGGUGGUACUGGUUCAUCUUGGUCUGACAUGGUUGAAGAAGAUGAAGAGGCUGCACUCAGCAAGUCUAUUGAUUUCGAUAGUAACCACAAACAACAACAUCAUUACGCUCAAUACGAUGAUGAAGAUACAGACAUGUUUGUUCACAGUGGUGAAAAGGAGUCUUGGUGGCUCUAA
Molecule: messenger RNA, 1191 nt
Organism: Mucor velutinosus
Lineage: Eukaryota; Fungi; Mucoromycota; Mucoromycetes; Mucorales; Mucoraceae
Exons: 1
Coding region: 1-1191 (396 amino acids)
Biological process (GO): protein phosphorylation
Molecular function (GO): ATP binding; protein kinase activity
Source: RefSeq, a predicted model, not a curated record